Messenger RNA from Juglans regia (Persian walnut), 1291 nucleotides. RefSeq names its product isopentenyl-diphosphate Delta-isomerase I-like. The transcript is spliced from 6 exons. The coding region runs from base 113 to 1033 and encodes 306 amino acids. Gene Ontology annotation, molecular function: isopentenyl-diphosphate delta-isomerase activity. Gene Ontology annotation, biological process: isopentenyl diphosphate biosynthetic process; isoprenoid biosynthetic process. The record is from RefSeq and is a predicted model, not a curated record. NCBI's taxonomy places the organism in Eukaryota, Viridiplantae, Streptophyta, Magnoliopsida, Fagales, Juglandaceae. Gene Ontology annotation, cellular component: cytoplasm.
AUCAUUAAGUUCACCACGACUGCUGCCAUUGUCUGUGAAAUGUCUGCCAAAUAGCAUUCAGUUCAACUCAAUUCACAACUCAAUUCGACUAGGUGAAGGCUUCCAUAGCCAAAUGUCUGCGACUUCCCCCCACCUUCUUCUUAAUAAGUUCACUACGGCUGCUGCCAUUGCUAGUACACCCAUACCCAGGCUAGCCUUCUCGCUCGUUUCUUCCUCUCCUAAAUUCCAACUUUUCUCUUCAGCUUUUGCCUCUCGUCUCCUGCCCCACCCCCCAACGCUCUCUUCUUCUCUCAUCUUCCCGAGGGUGCUCUCCACUUUUAAUAUCGCCAUGGGGGAUGCUCCUGACGCUGGCAUGGACGCCGUCCAGAGACGACUCAUGUUUGAUGACGAAUGCAUUUUGGUGGAUGAGAAUGAUUGUGUUGUUGGUCAUGAUACCAAAUACAAUUGUCACUUGUGGGAAAAAAUUGAAUCUGGAAAUAUGCUACAUAGAGCUUUCAGUGUAUUUCUGUUUAACUCAAAAUAUGAGUUGCUUCUUCAGCAACGAUCUGCAACAAAGGUAACAUUUCCUCUUGUGUGGACAAAUACCUGCUGCAGCCAUCCACUAUACCGUGAAACUGAGCUUAUUGAGGAGAAUGCCCUUGGUGUAAGGAAUGCUGCACAAAGAAAGCUCUUGGAUGAACUGGGUAUUCCUGCUGAAGAUGUGCCGGUUGAUCAGUUCAUCUCGCUGGGCCGCAUUCUGUACAAGGCACCUUCUGAUGGCAAGUGGGGGGAGCAUGAACUUGAUUACCUCCUUUUCAUUGUGCGAGAUGUCACUGUUAAUCCAAACCCUGAUGAAGUAGCCGAUGUGAAAUAUGUGAAUCGAGAUCAAUUGAAAGAGCUGUUGAGGAAAGCAGAUGCUGGUGAGGAAGGUUUGAAGCUGUCCCCUUGGUUCCGGCUAGUCGUUGACAAUUUCUUGUUCGGGUGGUGGGACCAUGUUGAGAAAGAGACUGUCAAGGAAGCUGUUGACAUGGAAACCAUUCACAAGUUGGCUUAAAAUUUCAGGCUAAUGCAAUAAAUUUGGACCCAAAAAGUCACUCUGAGUUGUAUUGUAUAGAACUGGCCGAUCAUCAUAAUUUACCAUCAGAUUAACUCGAUAAGAAACUCUGUAAUGUGUCUGCUGUUAGGUGGAAUUGCUUUGUUUAUACAUGUUUUCGAGGUUUCUCCAAGAAUUGAAACCGAGUAGAUUUUUAGUAGCCUAUAUUACAAUUCACCAGACGAAUGCUCAAAACCAAGCAGAGGAUCUUCCGUAGAG